AUGAAUUUUUUUCGUUGCAAUUGCACCAAUAUUGAAUAGGGAUUAGACUUACCUAAUAUUAAUCUCUUUAUUGAACAAAUUAUCUUGCAUUCAAUCAAUUAAGAUAAGGUUAUAUCUUUAACAAUGGAUCUUAAUGUAAUUUUGGAAGGAAUCAAAUUAAACAGGGAGAAGGAUUGUCUUUUAUUACAAGAUCUCAAGGAUUUCAAAGAUGAUAUUCAUUAUACAUUAACAAAAUUGAAUUAAUAUUUUUUGUAAUUUAUUGCAAUUUAUUAUUUUAGAAUCCCCUUAAACAAUUAGGAUGACAGUAGUUAAUAAUUUUAUUUAAAUUUAAAGUUAUAAGUGUAUGAAGGUUGUUAUAAAUUAUUAUACUUAUAAUAAAAAGACUUUUACUACCAUAAGGAUGACUUUCUUUAUGGAGAAUGGGAGAUUAUGGGAACAAGUCAGAAUAUUCAGAUUGAAUUCAUAUGUAAUAUUACUAUUUAUAAUUGAUUUUUAGAAGAUAAGACUAAUUAAGGGUAAAAUAUUCAUUUACUUAGAGAUCUUACAAAUUGUGCUUAUAAUCAAUAAACAGAACAUAAUAUAGAAGAUGAAAACCCCAAGAUUAUGUAUUCGAUAAGUAAAACACCCAAACUAAAAAGAAAGUGCUGA
Molecule: messenger RNA, 648 nt
Organism: Paramecium pentaurelia
Lineage: Eukaryota; Ciliophora; Oligohymenophorea; Peniculida; Parameciidae
Source: the annotation of a GenBank genome assembly